Messenger RNA from Hemicordylus capensis (graceful crag lizard), 2905 nucleotides. Its product is annotated as cryptochrome DASH-like. Lineage: Eukaryota; Metazoa; Chordata; Lepidosauria; Squamata; Cordylidae. The record is from RefSeq and is a predicted model, not a curated record. The transcript has 14 exons. The coding region runs from base 177 to 1748 and encodes 523 amino acids. Gene Ontology annotation, biological process: photoreactive repair. Gene Ontology annotation, molecular function: damaged DNA binding; FAD binding; deoxyribodipyrimidine photo-lyase activity.
CCAUCCGCUCAGGCCUGCGGCGGCUUGUCCGUCCGCGGAGACGCGCCUCUUCCGGAGAGAAAAAGGCCCCGCCGAAGGAGGAGCGCGGCUCCUCCUCCUCCUCCUCCUCGGGCCCAGCCCUCGUACGCAUCACCCUCCGCGGGGCUGGGCUGGGCAGGAGCCGCUCAGCCGCCGGGAUGGAGCGCUCGCCGCUGCGCUCUGUCCUCUGCCUGCUUCGGAACGACCUGCGCUUUCACGACCACCAGGUGCUCCAGUGGGCCCACAACCAUGCAGAUCAUGUUAUCCCUCUGUACUGCUUUGAUCCACGACACUACAGAGGAACCCAUUGCUACAAUUUCCCCAAGACGGGGCCCCAUCGCCUCAAGUUUCUGUUAGAAAGUGUGGAAGACCUGCGGGAGACGCUUAAGAACAAGGGCAGCAAUUUGGUGGUGCGGAAAGGGAGACCAGAGGAGGUGGUCCACGACCUUAUCGCCCAGCUCGGCUCGGUGGCUGCCGUGGCCUUUCAUGAAGAGGCUACGCAAGAAGAGCUGGAUGUGGAGAAGGCACUGCUGCAGGUGUGCUCUGAACAGGGUGUGGCGGUCCAGAAUUUCUGGGGAUCAACUCUCUACCACCGGGAUGACCUGCCCUUCAAACCCAUUGCCAGGUUGCCUGAUGUCUAUACUCAGUUUCGAAAAGCCGUGGAGUCCCAGGCUAUGGUCCGUCCCCCACUGAAGAUGGCCGAUCAGAUGAAGCCGUUGCCUCCAGGAGUGGAUGAAGGGCAAAUUCCUAGCCUGGAAGAUUUUGGAAUGACAGAUCCUUUGACGGACCCUCGCUCCGCCUUCCCUUGCAGUGGAGGAGAGACCCAGGCCCUAAGGAGGCUGCAGCAUUACUUCUGGGACACGAAUCUGGUUGCCUCUUACAAGGAGACACGGAAUGGAUUGAUUGGACUGGACUAUUCAACCAAGUUUGCCCCAUGGUUGGCUCUUGGCUGCAUCUCACCGCGAUAUAUUUAUGAACAGAUCCGGAAAUAUGAGAAAGAGAGGACAGCAAAUCAGAGUACUUAUUGGGUGCUAUUUGAACUGGCGUGGAGGGAUUACUUCCGAUUUGUGGCGCUGAAAUAUGGCAGGCGGCUUUUCUUUUUAAGAGGGCUCCAGGAUAAAGAUGUACCCUGGAAAAAGGACUCCAAACUCUUUGACGCCUGGAAAGAAGGAAGAACUGGAGUUCCCUUUGUUGAUGCCAAUAUGCGUGAGCUGGCCGCAACAGGCUUCAUGUCCAACAGAGGGCGCCAGAACGUUGCCAGUUUCCUGACCAAGGACCUGGGCUUGGAUUGGCGGAUGGGAGCUGAGUGGUUUGAAUACCUUCUGGUGGAUUAUGACGUCUGCAGCAAUUAUGGCAACUGGCUCUACAGUGCUGGCAUUGGCAACGACCCAAGAGAAAACCGGAAGUUUAACAUGAUCAAACAAGGCUUGGAUUACGAUGGGCACGGAGACUAUGUGAGACGGUGGGUCCCAGAGUUACAGUGCAUAAAAGGCGGGGACGUGCACACCCCCUGGGCCAUGAGCAGCGGUGCCCUUUCGGAAGCCGGCGUGAGCUUGGGGGACACCUAUCCCCUGCCGAUGGUCAUGCCCCGGGAAUGGAGCAGGCACAUCAACCAGAAGCCGACCCGAGGUCCCAUUCCAAAGGGAAAGAAAGGUCCUCCGUAUACUCCAAAGCAGCACAAAGACAGAGGAGUGGAUUUUUAUUUUUCUCGAAACAAAGACCUCUCAUGAGGAUGGUCAGGUGGCACUCUGGGAAAGUGAAUCAAGUGAAAUGGCAGGUAGCUGCAGUCGAUAAUCGCUGGUAGUCCUUCUGAGUCAUUCUCAUGGCUUCGGCAGUAUCUUGACAAACCAAACAGUCAUCUUCUGCUAGUAGUUGCCAGAUAAUUCUGAUUAUUUCAGCCAGGAAUUCCCAACUGUGGGUCUCCCUUUUUGGAUUACAACUCCUAUCAUCCCUUGCCAUAGUGGCUGAGGAUGAUGGCAGCUGUAGUUCAACAACAUCUGGAGAGCCAAGGUUGGGAUUCCCUGAUUUAGGCACCAGUUUUACCAAAACACAUGCCAUUGUUUGUUUUUUGAGAGAAAGAUGAAAACAAGUAUUAAUCUCCAUGCUAGCAAAACUCCAUUCUGUGGUGUUUUGUUAUCCAGAGCCAUAUUUUGCCUCGUCAGCAAAAAAACAAACAAGAAAGCAGAAUAAAGCGAUGUAUUGGGGACAGGUCCUUUGCUGAUUUGAUGACACUGGUUCAUCCCUUCUUAUGUCCAACAUGGCUGUUUGGAGCUCUCUGUGCGCCACCCUAGAGGAGGCUGCUUUUUGAUGACCUGGAGUGAACAGACAAGCUUGCUAAUUAAGUCUGUAAAGAGUAGUUGGAUAAAAGUUGCACUUAGCUUUUGCUUGCAGUGGAAUAGAUCAGCUUGCCUGACAAAGAUUGGAAGGUUUCUGGGGCAAACGUUAACCACGCAACUAUACUCUACCUGGUGAGUGGCCAGCCUGCAAGCAGAGCGGCUGCUCUGGUGGGAGAGAGAGGUGCCUGAGCUGCAGCCAGGAAGCAGAGGCAGCUGUGCCUCCUUUGGUGCCCCUCUGGCUCGUGAGGAUGAGCCUCUCCUGAACGUACCACUUCCUCACUUCCAUCUCUUAUAGCGUCUGCAAACUGCAGGGCAACAGAUCUCCCCAGGAAACCACUUUGUCAUCACUUCAUUAGACAUUACAAAUAUUUGUGCUAUAAGGCUUGGUGCAGAAUAGUUUCUAGUUUUCUAUUUUGGGACAGGUUGGAGUUCAGGAAAUAAUUUUGUGCUAUGUGGGCUUAGGGUUUUUUUAUGCUCAAAUGGUUGGGGGUGUAAAGAUUUCUUUGGUUAAGAGACACAUUAAGACAAAUAAAGCGACGUUUUGGUAUCAA